GUUAGCGUCUGCACGAGGUCAGGAACGCUCGUGUCUGGGGUAUAUAGAGAAGCCGAGAACCUCUCCUCGACACAGUGCGGUUCACUCCUUCGUGCCCAUCUCACCUCCACCUCCUCCAUUUACCGACAACAUGAGGGCUCUGGUUGUUCUAGCAGUUGUGGGCGCGUGCUCCGCGAUGCCAUUCAUCCCGGACGCACCAGAUGUGGCGGCUGAGAAAGCUCGUUUCUUCCAAGCUUACCAAGUUGCUCACGCCGCCAAUCUGCCAAGGGCUUCCCGACCAACCCAAGCCGCCUUUGUGCCCCACCAGGCCUUCAACCAGGCCCCAGUUCAGAUCCCUAAGUGGAUGGGCCCUCUUGCUUCUAACGUCCCUGCUGGUCUCCCCGGAUCCACUGCUUUUGUGGCCGAGACUCCCGAGGUGCAGGCUGCCAAGAACCACUUCCUGAACGCCUACAGCGCCCAGGUAGCCGCCACCAUCCCCGUCGGUCCCAGCACCUCUCACCAAUCUUUCUCUGCUCCUUCCCGCCCAGUCUUCCAAGCUGCUGCCCCUGCUCCUCGCCCCCAGCCCAAGUGGACUGGCCCCCUUGCCUCUAAGGUCCCCGCUGGUCUGCCUGGCUCUUCCGCCGUUCUGUCUGACACCGCUGAGGUUGCUGCCGCCAAGAACGCUUUCUUCCACACUUACAGCGCUCAGGUCGCAGCCACCGCGGGAGCGCCGCCCACCAGGUUCUUCUAAGCCGCACUGUGAUAAUUCCUUUCAAAUUUAGUGUAAUUCUUCUAUUUCUUCUAUGUCAAUAAAACACUAAUAGUA
Molecule: messenger RNA, 805 nt
Organism: Portunus trituberculatus (swimming crab)
Lineage: Eukaryota; Metazoa; Arthropoda; Malacostraca; Decapoda; Portunidae
Product: cuticle protein CP1876-like
Exons: 2
Coding region: 131-730 (199 amino acids)
Source: RefSeq, a predicted model, not a curated record